Aureobasidium subglaciale EXF-2481 is the source of this 1288-nucleotide messenger RNA. RefSeq lists its product as uncharacterized. Bases 501 to 1202 code for a protein of 233 amino acids. NCBI's taxonomy places the organism in Eukaryota, Fungi, Ascomycota, Dothideomycetes, Dothideales, Saccotheciaceae. The record is from RefSeq and is a predicted model, not a curated record. The transcript has a single exon.
ACACGAUCGUGGUGGCGGUACCACAGAAGGGAGCUCAGAAACCGACAGAACGACUAGUAUCGCACUAACUGUCGUCUCUUACAAAUAGACGGCAUUGCUUCAGGUGGCAAGAGGAGCAUCAUCUCACCCUGUAUCUACUUCGAACUAUAUCCGGAAGCUCUUGGGGACACACUGCUAAGGCCCUGUCGAUAGUUGCUUCGCCGAAAAAACGGAAUCCCAUCACCAAGCAAGAAGUCCAUCCAUCGCUUCCAGUAAAGCUCUUCAGAGGUUACAACGACAGGAGUCAAGGAUUGAGUUCACCCACUGAAUUCGUCGCAAGUCGCUUUGCCGAGCAUAAUCACUUUCCAUUACCCCCACAGUAUUCAGAUAACGAUCUGGAACUUGACAUCCAAAAACACAUCAGUCAGGAUCGCGAAUUCAAAUCGACCCUAAUAAGCACUGGAAGUAGUUUGGUCAAAGCAUUACGCAGAGCAAUUAUAGCAAGCUCGAGAGCUGAAGAUAUGAGCUCUUGUAGGCUCAGUAUCAUCGAUACUCAGAAGAUUGGACCGAGCAGUAGCAUCUCUUACGCUCGACCAUAUCGUGACUGGUUCCAAUACAAGAAAGAAUUUCCUUGGAGAUAUUCGGUUGAGGAAGAGCACCUAGCUUGGGCCGAGAUAUCUGUAUCGGCUGUCAUGACAGAAGUGUCUCUCGAAGACUUGCAAUCAUUCAUGGUUGAAGAUUCUGUACUGUCCUCUGCCUUUAACACAGAUGUCUCGUCCGGCGACAUAGUGGAGGUGUGUAGAGCUUUGAAAGCCAAACGCACCGCACUUUCUUCCGAGCUUGUCGCCGCAAUAGCUCGUCUGAUUGCCUUCCUCGGUAUGGAACUCCAUACCUCACCAGCGAUUAUCGCCAAGCUUGUAUGUGAGGUCACACACGAUUGGUACGUUGUGCUCCCAGUUCAGUCAGCUGAAGCUUGGUUUGCAGAAGCUGCAGUAUUCGCACACAGCUUUGUUGCUUCGCAAGAUUGUUUGAUGAUUACCGAUGAGGUAAAGUACUUCCCGAACAUCUGCCAGGCAUUUCUGGCUGGAGCAAGGACUUCUCUGAAGGACUGGACGCAACAUACCGAGAUCAGCCAAGUUGAGGCAUACAGAACGAUCAAUCGAGCGAUCAGAGUUGGUCCUCUGUCUGCAGAAGAACGUCUGACAAGGCCAGUACUCUGCUAGUAUACAGCUGUAGAAAGGCAAGACUCUUUUUGGAACGAGCAUGGUAUUGAAGGAGAGCGACUGCCUUGGGUUCAUCCAUUGGAGCG